Molecule: messenger RNA, 1420 nt
Organism: Aspergillus aculeatus ATCC 16872
Lineage: Eukaryota; Fungi; Ascomycota; Eurotiomycetes; Eurotiales; Aspergillaceae
Product: putative GPI anchored cell wall protein
Exons: 2
Coding region: 416-1135 (239 amino acids)
Source: RefSeq, a predicted model, not a curated record
UCGAUGAAACAGGCAAAUGGGACCUGUAGGCAACGCCACUGAAAUCACUUACACUUGGCUGGGGAGAGCCAAUAAAGUGGACCGUGAACAGGUCUAUCCUGGGUCAACACGAAGGAAAGGGUCCGCGCGGGUUAGAUUGAGCCGCAGAGUUAUCCUGAAGGAUUCUCCCAGUGGAGGCUGGACUAAACCAUACCACCAGACAGACUCGAUAAUUCUUUGUGGCUAUAAUACCUAUAAUGCCUGAUCUCUCCGUCCCUGGACCCUUUUCACUCUCUUUUUUCUUCCCCUCUUUGUGCAGUAAUUCUUUGUCCGCUCUUUUUCCAUAUUCCUUCUCCCGAUAAAUUCUUAAUAAUCUUCGUCCAGGAAAGAGGACUCUGCCUAAAGUCCAUCCAUUCAUUCUCUAUCUACCGUCGAAAUGCGCACCACGACUUUCUUGACCACUGCUGCCACCCUUGGCCUGGCAACCCUAUCUACUGCCGCCAGCACUACUACCAUCAACCUCUUUCAGCCUGGUGAGGAGACCAUUCCCUACAAUGAUGUGGAGGCGAGCAUCAUCGGGGUCACUGGGGAUACCACUACUGUUGCUAUCGUCUGCGGUCCUUCCGCCGCUGCAUCGACUUGUGCCCUGCACAGCCCAGUCACCAUUACUGAGGGUCCUUCUACUUUCACUGUGAGCGCCGUCAUAACUUCUACUACGGACGAUGCAGAAUAUACGGUCACCCUCGUUGAAGACUGCGAUAUCACCUCUGUGACUCAAGGUGCCUCCUGCUCCAUUUCCAUGGAUUACACUAUCGCCUACAGCGGCGAAACCACUUCUUACUCAACUGCCGCGGAAGCCUCUCUGCCUGCUCGCCUAAUGAAGUACUCUCCCGUGACGGUCACUGCGGGCGCCGACAAGUUGUCUUCCUCUGCUGCUAAAGCAACUGGGACUUCUUCUGGCUCUUCUAGCGCUGACAGCAAGAACGAUUCUACCACUACUGCCACUGGCAGCGCCGCAACCGAGAGUGCAUCUUCUUCCAAGACCUCCUCGGGCUCGAAUGCCUCCAGUACCCCCAAUAGCGCAGCUGGCCACCAAGCCAUGACUCUGGGUGGUGCCCUUGCUGCUGCUUUUGUUGCCGUUAUUGGCUUGCUGUGAGCGGUGGUUGGGGUGACUGACUGACUUGCUGCUUGGUCAAAUGCGCCGAGCGUCAUCAAUGGAACGGUCUCGUCGUAAAUCAAUCACUUCUUGCCUACAUAUUUGCAUCUUCCCCCACAUACUUCUUGAUGCCUCCUAUCUUUUUUCUGGCUACUCGAAUAACGCGACCAAUUCAGGCUAUCUUUGCAACCUUUCAAUGCGCAUUCUCACCAUGAUAACGAGCUGGAAUGAGCACCAAGGUUGAGAUUCUGAUUUAUUGCUGUUGAAUAAAUCAAACGAGACUUC